Messenger RNA from Penicillium chermesinum, 669 nucleotides. Its product is annotated as general substrate transporter. NCBI's taxonomy places the organism in Eukaryota, Fungi, Ascomycota, Eurotiomycetes, Eurotiales, Aspergillaceae. The record is from RefSeq and is a predicted model, not a curated record. Gene Ontology annotation, biological process: transmembrane transport; carbohydrate transport. The transcript is spliced from 2 exons. Gene Ontology annotation, cellular component: membrane. Bases 1 to 669 code for a protein of 222 amino acids. Gene Ontology annotation, molecular function: carbohydrate:proton symporter activity.
AUGGUUUUCGAAAUCUUCCAGUCCGUCGGGCUCAGCUCUACGGACUCUUCGUUGUUUGCCACCGGGAUUUAUGGAACGGUGAAGAUCGUUGCUACUGCGAUCUUCUUGUAUAUCGGUAUCGACCGUUGGGGCCGAAAGAAAAGUUUGAUCGGCGGCGCUGCGUGGAUGGCCUCGAUGAUGUUUAUUAUCGGCUCUGUGCUCGCGACUCACCCGCCUAAUCCAGACAGCAAUGUUGUCUCCCGUGCCUCUAUUGCCAUGGUCACCAUGAUCUAUCUCUAUGUCAUUGGGUACUCUUUCUCCUGGGGUCCCACACCCUGGGUUUACAUUGGAGAGAUCUUCCCGACUCGCCUCCGUUCGUAUGGUGUCGGCGUGGGCUCUGUCACCCAAUGGCUGUUCAAUUUUGUUGUAACCGAGUUCACUCCCCAUGCUGUGAACAAACUCGGAUGGAAAACUUUCCUCAUGUUUGCCAUUUUCUGUACUGCGAUGGGAAUAACCGUUUUCCUGUGCGUGAAAGAAACCAAGGGCCGUACCCUGGAAGAGAUGGACGUGCUCUUCGGCACCAUUGACGUGGAACAGCGAAACGCCGAUGUCGAGGCUACUCUGCAGAAGCAUGACGUGGAGCACGAGGAGCACGUCGGACCCACCAAAGCCCCAGGUGAACGGGCCUAG